Caenorhabditis angaria is the source of this 3337-nucleotide messenger RNA. The record is from the annotation of a GenBank genome assembly. NCBI's taxonomy places the organism in Eukaryota, Metazoa, Nematoda, Chromadorea, Rhabditida, Rhabditidae.
AUGUCCUCCGGAGGGAAGCCGCCAAUUUAUCCACUCGUCAAAAAAUUUCCCACCAACUUCGAGCGCCGGGUUUAUAGAACAUAUGUGAGUUUUUUUCGGUCAGAGUUCUAUUCAGAAAAAAAAACGAAUUAUUUCAGAACUGGUUUGAUAAUUUACUCUGGCCUGUCAGACCUCUUCCAUUUGCUGGAGCUAUUGCAAUUGCAGCUGGAAUACAAUAUAGAAAUCCGGACCAAUAUAUUUUCCAAUAUUUACCAGAAAUCGGCAAUAAAGUUGUCGAGGUAAAUUUUUUUUUGAAGUCACUAAUCUAUGAAUAUAAAUUGAUUUAUUUCCAGCACAUUGCCAAAGUUUCAAUCGUCUCAUUUUUCACAUAUAUUCCUGUUUUCAUUUUGCGCAAACUUCUCAAAUGGUUCUACUUCUCUUACAAAGGAUUUUUGUUCGAGAAUCCAAAAAAACCAUCUUUGACGACAAAAAUUUGGGGUGUAAGUUAUUUUUUGAUUUGUUAUUUUCUGAUAAGAAGUUUGGAAUGCAUCUUUGCACUUUAUACUGAAUUAUUUUGUAGUUUAGCGCAGAAAUUAAUUAAAAUUAAACUAUGCAAUAAAUUGUUUCAGACUGUCCGUUAUUUGUUGUCAUUUUCAAAACCAAUUCUCGAAUCAUGCGAUGCUCUUCUUCCAAAUAUGCCAGUUCCAUCUUUGGAUCAUUCAAUUACUGAAUAUCUUUCAUCAAUGAAGCAUAUUUUGACUGAUGAGGAAUUUAAAAUUGUCUGGGAACAAGCUGAAAAUUUCAAGAAAAACGAAGGAAAAAGAUUGCAAAGAUACGCAGUCGCAUAUUCACUUUUUGCUGAUAAUUAUGUGACACCAUUUUGGGAAAAAUAUGCUUAUCUUUAUGGUCGUUAUCCUCUUUUAAUUAAUAGCAGUGUUGCACAUUGUGAUUUAUUCAAAAAUUGUGAUGCAACGCGAGCACAUCGAGCUGCACGAGUUAUUUAUGUUGAAGUUAUGUCACAUCUUGCUUGUGAUAGACAACAAUAUAAACCAUUAGGAGAUGGUGUUGUUUGUACUCGACAUUAUCAAAAAAUGUAUGCUGGAACACGUGUACCUGGUGAAACUGUUGAUACUUUGGUUAAUUAUGGAAUAUCAAAACAUAUUGUUGUUCAACUUCGUGGAAAAUUAUAUAAAUUAUCUGUUUGUGAUGAGAAAAACAAUAUGUUCAAUAUUGAACAACUAACAAAAAUAUUCACUGAAUUAUUGGAAAGAAAUAAUUGGGAAAAUGGAAUGAUUGGAAAAGUUGCUGCAUUGACACAUGAUCGACGAGAUGGCUGGCAGAAAAAUAGAGAAAGAUUUUUCUUAAAGAAUGCUGAAAAUUCAAAAAUUUUGAAUGAAAUUGAAUCCGCUAUUGUAUUUUUAUCAUUGGAUGAAACCGAAUAUUUCAACGAUUGGGUUAGUUUUAAGAAUAAUUCUAAGUUCAAAAAUAUUAUGAUUUUGCAUUUUUAUAGGAAAAACCUGAAACAAUGGGACAUUUCUUGACAAAUAUGUUGGCCGGUGAUGGAACAAAUCGAUGGGUCGACAAAUCACUCAAUUAUACUGUUUCCAAAAAUUCACGAGUAUGUUAUCUACAUUUUUGUUAUGGUAAAACUCUAAAAGUUUCAGAAUGAAACUAAUUCGGUUUAUACCGACAAUUCUACAUCUAAAAUUUUUAUUAAAAUUUUUAUUUCAGGCUGGUGGUACUACUGAACAUUCAAUUGCUGAUGGAGCUGAGUUUGAUCAUAUUUUCGAAAAUUAUGUAUAUACGGAUUAUGAUGUAAUUGGUUAUCCAACUAUUGAAGAACAGAAAAAGAUGGAAAUCAUUAGUGAUUCUGAUAGAAAAUCUCUCAAAUUUGCUGAUGAAUUGAAAAUAAAAAUAGCCGAUGAAGAAAUGUUGGCUGAAAUUGAAAGAUGUUACAAUUUACAUCAAGAAGCUAAAAAUGAUGUAGAUAUGUAUCCAGUUUUAUUCCGUGAUUUUGGAAAAGGAAGAAUAAAGAAGUGUGGAGUUAGUCCGGAUGGUUUUGUUCAAAUGGCAAUUCAAUUAGCCGCGUACUUGGAUCAAGGAAAAUUUGUGUUGACUUAUGAACCAGCUUCGAGUCGAUUUUAUGCGAAUUCGAGAACUGAAACUUUGAGAACUGUUAAUGAUCAUUCUUGUGAAUUUGUUAUUGCAAUGGUUAAUGAAAACGAAUCCGUAUGUUUUUUUUGAAAAAAUCAACGACAUUACAUUUUCAAAUAACUUUCCAGAAAGAGAAGAAAAUCGAACUUCUCCGCCGUGCCUGUGAAACUCAUGUUCAACGAAAUAAGGUAACCAAAUAUUUUUACUUUCAAAAAUGUAUAAAAUCAAAUUUUGAAGGCUUGCAUGGUUGGAAAAGGAAUUGAUCGACACUUAUUUGUUCUUUAUGUUUUAUCGAAAGCUAUUGGAAUUUCAAGUCCAUUCCUUGACACGUAUGGAAGCCAGAAAUGGAUACUUUCCACCUCACAUGUUAGUUUUCAUUGAAUAUUCAAAAAAAUUUCAGUGAAUCAGAGUGAUUUUAGGUUCCAAACGUGACUGGUCAAAACGAUGAGGAUACAGACAAAAAUAUGACUUGGCUUGGAGCAUGUUUUGGAGCUGUUGCAGCUGAUGGAUAUGGUGAGUGAUUUUUUGAUUUCUGAUCUAAUACAAAAAUUGAGCUCUUUUAAGUUUGAUCGGUUUAAAAAUGUCUUGUUAAACAGUACCUAAAACGUUGCCUAUUUGAUAUGCAUUGAUCAAAUAAUUUUAUCACAAACAAUUUUUAUGAUAAGAAAAUGUGCGCAACACAAAGAAAAACGAUGACAAAUCGAAACAAAAAUCAGAAAUCCUUUUUUUCGAUCAUUGUGGAGUUAUGAGAAAUCAGGAGAAAAAUGCUUUUGAAUCAGAUUUUAAUCGGGUGUGAGUACAAUAUCAAUGCAAAUUUCGACAAAAUUUGAAAACAAAUUAAGAAACUCAUUUCUUGGUUAAUUCAAAAUUAAAACAAAAUCCUGAAAUUUUUCUGGCAUUCAUUAUCUAAAAAAUUCUAUUAUUUCUAUUGGAAGUUUCAUAAAAUUGUUAUGUGAAACUAAAAUUAUUUGAAAAAAUAGGUUUUAGACCGUUUGGAUUAUCGAACCAAACUCAAAUCAAAUAAGAAUUUUCCAACAAAAAUUACCAAAAUGAAUUUUUUGCAGGUGUUUGUUAUCGUUUUGGUGGAAAUCAUUCAAUCCUUGCCAAUAUUUCAAGUUAUCAUUCAUCUGACAAAACCGAUUCGACCCGUUUUGCAAAUCGUCUCAAAGAAGCAUUCCACUCACUUUCUGCACUUUUUGACUAA